Molecule: messenger RNA, 1536 nt
Organism: Adineta steineri
Lineage: Eukaryota; Metazoa; Rotifera; Eurotatoria; Adinetida; Adinetidae
Source: the annotation of a GenBank genome assembly
AUGUUUCCUGGAUUUAUGCAAGCAGCAAUUGUAACAGUUAUUGUUAUUCUUGCCCAAACAACCCAACAUAUUCGUUGUCACGAUUCAUCAGCAGAUGUCGAUGAAAGCCAUGUACUCACACUUACCAAAGAUACAUUUGAUGAUGCCGUUAAAAAUAACAAAUAUUUACUUGUUAAAUUCGUUGCACCAUGGUGUGGUCAUUGCAAAGCUUUAACACCUGCUUAUGCUGAAGCUGCUAAACAAUUAGCCGCUUCUGAUAGUCAUCUUAAAUUAGGCAGUGUUGAUGCAACUGUUGAACCAGAUCUUGCAAAACGAUUCGAAGUUCGUGGUUAUCCAACAAUGAAAUUCUUUAGUGAAGGUACAGCACUUGAAUAUACCGGUGGUCGAACAAAAGAUGAAAUCAUCAGUUGGUUGAAAAAGAAAACUGGUCCAGCUGCUGAUGACUUAAAAACAGUUGAUGAACUUAAAAAAUUACAAGAAUCUGGUGAUGUUGUUGUUAUUGGUGCAUUCAAAGAUGCUGAAGGUGAUGCUGCUAUUUCAUUUCUUCAAGUUGCUAAAACUGUUGAUGGUAUUCCAUUUGGUAUUACAACUGAUAAAGAUGUCCUCAAAGAACUUAAAGUUACCGAAGAUGCUAUUGUUCUUUUGAAAAAAUUCGAUGAAGGCCGUAAUGACCUUACAUCAUCAAUUAGCGAAAGUUCAAUCCGUGAAUUUAUCACAGCCAAUCAACUUCCACUUGUUAUUGACUUUAAUGCUCAAACAGCUCAAAAGAUCUUUGGUGGUGAUAUUAAAGUUCAUAUGCUUUUCUUUGGUAGCAAAAAGAGUGACGAUUUCGAAAAACAUCAUGGAGAAUUCUCAACAGCUGCUAAAGCUUUCCGUGGAAAAUCACUUUUCGUUGUUGUCGAUUCUGAUGAUCAUGAAAAUGAACGUGUCUUUGAAUUCUUUGGUCUUAAAACUGCCGAUGUACCAGCUGUUCGUUUAAUCUCAUUACAAGAUGAAAUGAGCAAAUUCAAACCUGAAUCAUCAGAAAUCACAUCAAGCGGUUUAACCAAAUUCGUUGAAUCAUUCUUCGAUGGCAAACUUAAACCACAUUUACUUUCACAAGAAAUUCCAGAAGAUUGGGAUAAAACUCCAGUUAAAGUUUUAGUUGGAAAAAAUUUCCAUGAAGUUGCAAGUGAUAAAACAAAAACCGUUCUUGUUGCUUUUGUUGCUCCAUGGUGCGGUCAUUGCAAACAAUUAACACCAAUCUACGAACAAUUAGGUGAAAAAUAUAAAGAUGAUUCAUCUGUUGUUAUUGCUAAAAUGGAUGCUACUGCUAACGAACUCGAAGAUAUUAAAGUUCAAAGCUUUCCAACAAUUAAACUUUUUCCAAAAGAUUCAGAUGUAGCUGUUGAUUAUAAUGGUGCACGCACAGUUGAAGCUAUUGCUAAGUUUAUUGAUUCAAAUGGCCAAGAUGAUGGAAAAGCCGCUUCAGGAGAAACUGCCGAAGAAACUGAAGAAGGUGAAGGAGAAGAAGAACCAUCUCACGAAGAUCUGUAA